ACAAAACAGUUUCAUCAGCGUUGCGACAGGGGCCCAUCGGAUAGUGAGCGCAGAUCGCCAUCGAAUCUGCUUUGGAAGCAGAAGCAGCGAAAGUCUCGACAAUCGUGGGCUACAUUAUUGAGAGCCAUAUUUGACGAAGCCUGGGAACAUGGCUACCAAUGGAGUUACCGUGAAGACCGAACCGGGAGUCGAGCCUCGAAUCAAGCCCGACCCAGACUCCGCUGAACAAUCACCAGUUGCGUUUGAAGACGAGGACAUCUAUGAGGAUGCAGGCGAUUUGGACUUUUCACAUGCCGGAAAUCCUGUGUGGCUGAUGCGGAUACCGAAGAUUCUGUGGGAGAAUUGGUCUAACAUUGGCGAUGACGAAGAGAUUCAGAUAGGCACUGUGAGAUUGGAAGGAACGCAACAACAUGUCAACAGGCUGAGCUUGCUGUUAUCAUCUGAGCUCGAACAGAACCGCGACGUGCCAAAGGAGUACAAUCUUCGGAUCACCAAUGAAAGCCCUGCAAAUACAUACGUUUUUACCGAAAAGGAUCUACCUGGAUAUGCAUCAAAGGUGCGAAGUGGCAGACCGGUUGGGGACAGGUUGCCACCAUCAUCAAGGCCUGAAACGCACGACAGGAGAUACGGCAAGGAUCGUGGGAAGCGAUGGGAGCCAUAUUAUCGAAAAGCUAUUCCGAAGCAAACUGCCAUGGUUGGUCAGGUGCAACACGAAGUCAACUGUCUUCCGGUGGAGAACGAAGAGUCCAGAAACAUCAUGGAGCGCUGGACGUUAGAAAAGACCAAGCCGAAGAGAGAGACUAAAUUCCUUUCAGGAAAUGUUGGAGCUCAUGGAGGCAAUUUGCUGCAGCCCGGAACCCUUGGCGCAGCAGGCAAUUUCGGUGGAUUUAUCAAAACUACCGGCCCUCAGAAGGCAAGGGCGCAAGAGCAAAAAGCUGCUCGCAUUCCUCAAAACGAACUUCUGGAUCUCAUUUACCGUUGCUUCCAGAGGUACAACUACUGGUCUAUUCGGUCACUUAGAGCUGAGCUCAAUCAACCAGAGGCCUAUCUUAAGCAAACUUUAGAAAAAGUUGCCAUGCUUGUCAGACAAGGCCCUUUUGCUAUGACAUGGACGUUGAAGCCAGAGGCAAAAGAAAGCACAUAUGCUAAUGCCGAAUCGUACACUAAUGUCAAGAACGAGAUUGCUCCCGAUGCAGGAUUUGAAGGGGGCUCUGAUAUGGACGAGGGAGACGUUGGUGAUGAGGAUGAUGAUGAAAAUAUAAAAAUGGAAGACGUUCUUCCUUGACUGGGAGCUGCAUGUUUUGGUGUUUCUGAAUUAUUCAUUGCUCUCGGAUGGCGUUUUGGCGAAGCUCGGACAUUGAAAACAAUAGUCCAUGGAUAUGGGGGAAACGGCUAAAUCCAUAAGUGGGCCGGAUGAUUUUUCUUUGCAAUGAAUAUAGACACAGCUUUAAUUGAAGUUUGCGGCAGAGGCUGCUGCUGUACAAAUCUAAACCAAAGCACUUUGGGAUUUUAAUGAAGAUAUCUC
This is a messenger RNA of Xylona heveae TC161, 1525 nucleotides long. RefSeq lists its product as hypothetical. Lineage: Eukaryota; Fungi; Ascomycota; Xylonomycetes; Xylonales; Xylonaceae. Bases 149 to 1285 code for a protein of 378 amino acids. Gene Ontology annotation, cellular component: transcription factor TFIIF complex. The transcript is spliced from 4 exons. The record is from RefSeq and is a predicted model, not a curated record. Gene Ontology annotation, biological process: transcription by RNA polymerase II; transcription initiation at RNA polymerase II promoter.